Melampsora larici-populina 98AG31 is the source of this 963-nucleotide messenger RNA. RefSeq lists its product as uncharacterized. The record is from RefSeq and is a predicted model, not a curated record. Gene Ontology annotation, cellular component: tRNA-intron endonuclease complex. Lineage: Eukaryota; Fungi; Basidiomycota; Pucciniomycetes; Pucciniales; Melampsoraceae. Gene Ontology annotation, biological process: tRNA-type intron splice site recognition and cleavage; tRNA splicing, via endonucleolytic cleavage and ligation. The coding region runs from base 1 to 963 and encodes 320 amino acids. Gene Ontology annotation, molecular function: tRNA-intron lyase activity; nucleic acid binding. The transcript has 5 exons.
AUGCAAAUAGGUUUCAGUGGUUUCAGAUAUGUUACACAUUGUACACACAACCAACCAAUUCCGAUCACGGUCUCAAAUGGAAAAGGUUACAUUUGGAAUAUAGAUGAUAUCGCUCAAUUGAGAGUAGAUCAUCAUAUUUGUGGUAUGUUGACUGGUACUUUACCACAACUUGCACAAAAAAACGUAUUCCUUGGUUUGCGUUUACAACUUUUACCUGAGGAAGUGGUUUUAUUAGUAGAGUUAGGUAUUUCAGUAUUAGUAGAUGAACGUAAUAAUCAUCGAAGACCAACACUAGAAGAAAGUAAAACGUAUCAACAAAAACGAGAUGUUGAACUUUAUAAAGAACAUCAAGAAGUUAUCAAACUAGAAGCUAAACGCAGAUCAGAAAUGGAAGCUCUUUAUAGUGAAGAUAUCGCACGUGCAGCUACACUAAGAAAGGCUAGAAACGUAACCAAAUCUUCAGAUCAACAUGAAUUAUUUAAUCCAGAAGCUGACGUAGAAUCAAAUCCGAAACCCCAGAAAGAAACCAAAGUAGAUCUAAAUAAAGUUAAUUAUUAUAUACCUGUACCAUUGAAAUCAAACUCUCCUUGUUAUGAACCAUCUGAAAGUACUUUUACCGAUCUUCGAUCUGCUCGUGAAGUUGGACUUUGGACUUAUCCUAAUACCAAUCAUCAACGUGCUCAUUGUGAAGUUUUCAAGGCACUUUGGAAAGAAGGAAUGUAUAUGGGUAUUAGUUUUAAAUUCUGUUGUGAUUUUUUGGUCUAUCCAGGUGAUGCACUUCGAUUUCAUUUGCAUUUUGCUUGUACUGUUAUAGAAUCUCCUAGUACUUCUAUCAAUCCUAUUGAUUUGGUUGCAUUCGGUCGACUUGCUACUGCGGUUAAAAAGGUACAUCUCUUAGCUUGUUGGGAUUCAGAAACUGGUUCGAUUGAUUAUCUCAGUCUCGAAUGGGCUGGUAUGGGUUAA